UUUUUUUUUUCGCGCACACGUCGUCGUUUAGAGUCAGACCCCAAAACGAACCCUGAAAAGCUCAUCGUACUCAGUCCGAAUUUCCGAGUCUCAAAACUCCCAAAGGUGCGCUCACACGGCUUGGCUGCGACAUUGAAACUAAAAGGGGUAUUUCAUGAAGUGAAUGAUGAAGGAUCCAAUCAAGCAUGACGAACCUGACCCAGUUAUGGAAACUAAUAGAAAACGAUCCUUACAUGGAAGUUAUAAAGUCUUCAGGAAUUGUAACUCUUCUGCAAUGGCCAAGAGUGAAGUGCAGGACACUGUCUCUGAAGAAAAUUCAUCAAUCGGCACUCCCUUUGCAGGAAUUGAACAAACAGGAAUGGAAACAAUCCAGAAUUCUUUGGAACCGAAAUUGUCGAAUAAAAAGAAAAAGAAAAAGAGGAAAACUCAAAAGCCAUCAGAAGAAGGGUGUUUGACUAGCACAAAUGAUAUGAGUAUUAUGUCAGCACUGAGUCUAUCAGAUGGAAGAAACAGUGGAGGAAAAGUUGUUUCACUGGGUACUGAUGAAACUAGUUCCUUCUUUGUGACCAAUUCUUCACAUCUGUUACAUAACAAUAACUUAAGCAAUGGAAACUCUUACUUGAUGACCACGAGUGAAGUGCAAGAUACUAUCUUAGGAGUAGGUUCAAAAUCAUGUCCUUCCUUGGCUAGGACUGAACAGACUGGCAUGGAAACAAGUAUUAAUCUUAUGCAAGUGGAUGUGGCACGUCGGAAGAAAAGGAAUAGGAAAAGUCGGAAGAAGGCUAAGGCACUGCAAAAUAAUGGACAAGGUCCAAAGCAUCCAGAUCAAGGCUGCAUGACUAGCAUUAAUCAUACAGACGUCGCAUCAGCAUUGAGUCUAUCAGAUGGAAACUUGCACUUGAUGACCACAAGUGAAGUGCAAGAUACUGUCUUAGGAGUAGGUUCAACACCAUGCCCUUCCUUGGCUAGGACUGAACAGACUGGCAUGGAAACAAGCCAAAAUGUUAUGCAAGUGGAUGAGGCACAUCAGAAGAAAAGUAGGAAAAGUCGGAAGAAGAAGGCUAAGGCACUGCAAAAUAACAGACAAGGUCCAAAGCAUCCAUAUCAAGGCUGCAUGACUAGCACUAACCAUACAGACGUUGUGUCAGGACUGAGUCUAUCAGAUGGAAGAAACAGUGGAGGAAAAGUUGUUUCACUGGGUACUGAUGAAACUAGUUCCUUCUUUGUGACCAAUUCUUCACGACAUCUAUUACAUAACAAUUCUAAUAACUUUAGCAGUGGAAACUCAUACUUGAUGACCACAAGUGAAGUGCAAGAUACCAUCUUAGGAGUAGGUUCAACACUAUGCCCUUCCUUGGCUAGGACUGAACAAACUGGCAAGGAAACAAGCCAAAAUCUUAUGCAAGUGGAUGUGGCACGUCAGAAGAAAAGGAAUAGGAAAAUUCGGAAGAAGAAGGCCAAGGCACUGCAAAAUAACGGACAAGGUCCAAAGCAUCCAGAUCAAGGCUGCAUGACUAGCACUAAUCAUACAGACGUCAUGUCAGAUGGAAGAAACUGUGGAGGAAAAGUUGUUUCACUGGGUACUGAUGAAACUAGUUCCUUCUUUGUGACCCAUUCUUCACGGCAUGUAUUACAUAACAAUUCUAAUAACUUAAGCAAUGGAAACUCUUACUUGAUGACCAAGAGUGAAGUGCAAGAUACUGUCUUAGGAGUAGGUUCAACACUAUGCCCUUCCUUGGCUAGGACUGAACAGACUGGCAUGGAAACAAGCCAAAAUCUUAUGCAAGUGGAUGUGGCACGUCGGAAGAAAAGGAAUAGGAAAAUUUGGAAGAAGAAGGCCAAGGCACUGCAAAAUAACGGACAAGGUCCAAAGCAUCCAGAUCAAGGCUGUAUGACUUGCACUUAUCAUACAGAUGUUGUGUCAGCACCGAGUCUAUCAGAUGGAAGAAACAGUGGAGGAAAAGUUGUUUCACUGGGUACUGAUGAAACUAAUUCUUUAUGGGCAACCAAGUAUUCACAAAGUCUGUCACAUGGCAAUUAUAAGGUCUUCAGCAAUGGUACUUCUUCUUCUUCAGUGGCCCAGAGUGAAGUGCAAGGUACCUUCCUAGGAGUAGAUAUAAUGCUCUGCCCUUCACUUGCUAGAGUUGAACAGACAGGCAUGGAAAUAGCCCAAAAUUCUAUGGAAGUGAAUGUGUCGAGUAAAAAGAAAUCAAGAAGUCUGAAGAAGAAACCUAAGGCACUGCAAAUUAGUGGACAAGUUGAAAAGCUACCAGAGGAAGGUUGUGUAACAAAAAUUAUUAAUGCCAUGUCCACACAAAGUCAUCAAACAAAUAUUAUGUCAGCAACUUGUCCCUUGGAUGCAAGAAUAGAAAAAUCUAUUUCAUUGGGUCCUGAUGCAACCAAUUCUUUUCCAAGUCUGUCACAUGAGAAUCGAAAAGUCUUCGGGAAUGCUAAUUCUUUUUCAAUGAGCAAGAGUGAAGAAAAGGAUAUUAUUCUCGGGGUGGAUUCAACCGUGAGCCCUUCUUUUUCUAGGAUUGAAGAGGUGGGAAAAGAAACAACCCAAAAUUCUCUGCAUGUGAAUCCAGCUAGUAAAAAGAAGAAAAAAAGGAGAAGUCGGAAGAAGUCUGAGGCACUGCAAAAUAGUAGUGAAGCUCGAACACUCCCGGAGGAAAGUUGCCCAUCUAUUAGGAAUCAGAUGAAUAUUAUAUCAACUCUGAUGCCAUCAGAUGAGAGAAAUAACUGCUCAGAGAUUUUUCAUAUUCCACUUUUGCGAGCACCAGUUGGUCAUCUGAGGAAGAAGCUUCUUAUUCUUGAUAUAAAUGGUCUGCUUGCGGAUAUAGUUCGUCCACCUCCAAAGAAAUGCAAAUCAGACAUAAACAUUGCAGGACGGGCAAUUUUCAAGAGGCCCUUCUAUCUUGAUUUUCUGACGUUCUGCUUUGAGAGAUUUGAAGUUGGUGUGUGGUCCUCAAGAUCCAAGAAAAAUGUGGAAAAAGUGAUUGACUAUUUGAUGGGAGAUAUGAAAUACAAGCUGCUACUUUGUUGGGAUCAAUCUCACUGCACCGCUACAAAGUUCAGGACACUCGAAGACAGGCAUAAGCCUAUGGUUUUUAAGGAGCUGAGGAGAAUAUGGGAAAAACACGACCCUAAUCUUCCAUGGGAGAAAGGAGACUAUAACGAGUCAAAUACAUUGUUGUUGGAUGAUUCUCCAUAUAAAGCCUUGCUUAAUCCUCUGCACACUGCAAUAUUCCCUUAUUCAUACACGUUUCGGAAAAGGAGCGAUAAGUCAUUAGGUGCUGGUGGUGAUCUAAGGGUUUAUCUAGAGGGCUUAGCUGUGGCUGGAAAUACAAAAAAGUACGUAGAGAAAAACCCAUUUGGUCAAAGUGCUAUCACUCAAAGAAGUAAAUCGUGGGACUUUUACCAGACGGUUAUCAGAUCAUUGGAAUCCUUACCAACGACCAGAUAACGUUUCUUGGUCUUGCCUUUAGCAUGCAUUGCUUAUAUUUGGUGCUAAUGCUAAAAUUUUCUAAUUGCCAAGUUUUGGAUCGCAUGUAUCGUACUUUCAUUAUUUUGUGGAACACCCUUCCAUGACAUCGGUGACCAAGUAGAGCUGGUGAUUCAUAAAAAUUACAUUCUUUGUUUAGUGUAACGAUUUCGUUGAAUGUUGUAAUUUUCUUUUUUACAAACUGGUUAUUAUAACCAUGUUUGAAUUGCCUUCAAAGAGAGCCACUCCUGAUUCGGGAAAUCAUUACUAGCGCCAUUGUUGUUUUGUUUGGAGUAUAAAAUGGGACUCAUUCAGAUGA
Carya illinoinensis is the source of this 3800-nucleotide messenger RNA. RefSeq lists its product as uncharacterized. The transcript has 7 exons. The record is from RefSeq and is a predicted model, not a curated record. Lineage: Eukaryota; Viridiplantae; Streptophyta; Magnoliopsida; Fagales; Juglandaceae. The coding region runs from base 164 to 3463 and encodes 1099 amino acids. Gene Ontology annotation, molecular function: phosphoprotein phosphatase activity.